AUGGAGCUGCUGGGGGCUCUGAGCCCCCCGUGGUGGCUCCUGCUGCUCCUGCUGCUGGCCCUGCUGCUCCGGGCCACCCGCAGGAGCCCCUGGGACCCCCGCAAGUGUCCCGCCGACCUGACGGGCAAGACAGUGAUUGUCACCGGAGCCAACAGCGGCAUCGGCAAGCGCGUGGCCAUGGAGCUGGCCCGCCGCAAUGCCCGCACCAUCCUGGCGUGCCGGAGCCCGGAGCGGGGCCAGGAGGCCGUGCGGGAGAUCCGGGCGGCCACCGGGAACCCGGCGGUGCUGCUGAGGCUGCUGGACACCGGCUGCAUGUCCUCGGUGCGAGCCUUCGCCGCCGCCGUGCUGCGGGAGGAGCCGCGCCUGGACGUGCUGGUCAACAACGCCGGAGUCACCGGGCUGCCCUUCGCCAUCACGUCCGAAGGACUGGAGCAAACCUUUGCCACCAACUACCUGGGCCACUUCCUGCUCACCAACCUGCUCCUGGAGCUGCUGAAGGCCUCGGCGCCCGCCCGGGUGGUGAACGUGUCGUCGUUCCGGCACAGCGUGGGCACGGCCGACAGCGGGUACCUGACGGGGCAGCGGCGCCCGGGCGGGCACGACGCCGCCUACAACAGCACCAAGCUGAUGAACGUGCUCUUCACCGCCGAGCUGGCACGGCGCCUGCAGGGCACAGGGGUGACGGCCAACGCGCUGAGCCCGGGCGUGGUGAGCACCAGCAUCAUGCGCCACUUCAGCCGGCCCGUGCGGGCGCUCUUCGCCCUCCUCCGGCCCUUCAUGAAGUCACCCGAGCAGGGCGCUGCCAGCACCAUUUUCUGCUCCGUCUCGGAGGAAGCCGAGGGCAUCAGCGGGAAAUAUUUCGACAGCAGCUGCCGGCUGGCACUGCCCUCGGAGCUGGCCCGCGACGCUGCCCUGGCUCGGAAGCUCUGGGAGGCAUCGGAGCGGCUGACAGGGCUCACAGAGCAGGGCUGAGCCGCUGGGAUGUCACCUCUCAGCAUGGGAAUGGGGACAUGGAAGCUUGGGGAGGCAUGGGAGCGGCUGACAGGGCUCGCAGAGCGGGGCUGAGCCGCUGGGAUGUC
Molecule: messenger RNA, 1079 nt
Organism: Melospiza georgiana
Lineage: Eukaryota; Metazoa; Chordata; Aves; Passeriformes; Passerellidae
Product: retinol dehydrogenase 13-like
Exons: 6
Coding region: 1-972 (323 amino acids)
Source: RefSeq, a predicted model, not a curated record